Molecule: messenger RNA, 2053 nt
Organism: Marchantia polymorpha subsp. ruderalis
Lineage: Eukaryota; Viridiplantae; Streptophyta; Marchantiopsida; Marchantiales; Marchantiaceae
Source: the annotation of a GenBank genome assembly
ACAGCUUCCUCUUUCCAGCAGUUCAUGUCUUCCUGCUCCUGAAAGCCCACAAUCCUCAAUCUUGUCAUAGCCGACUUGGGACUGGAGUUUGGGAAACAUGGCCACUCUCCGCUACUUGGGUGUCUUGGUGGUCGUAGCAGCAGCAGCAAUGGUGCUGUCAGCAAGCCCAUCGUUGUCAGAAAAUUUAAAUAGUGUUUUUGCUAGCAUGAAGCAUCUGGACCAUCAUCCCGAUUCUCCACUGCACCAAGCCGAGUCCACCUUCGCCGAGAGGAUUCUCAACGCUGUGAAGAGGAGCAAAGCUCGAGCUGCAGGGCUGCAGAAUAUCGUGGCCAGCGGAAUCACACCACGAGGUAUAAAAUUCGAUUCGACCGCGCCCACGACGAGCAAGGGUGUCAGCUUUGAGUCACCCGUCACAUCAUCCCCAGGAAGUUACAUCAUGACCAUUUCUCUGGGAACCCCCCCGCAGACGAAGACCGCCAUCGUCGAUACAGGAAGUGACCUCGUCUGGUUGCAGUGCGCCCCUUGCUCGUCUUGCUAUCAGCAGCCCGACCCGGUUUUCGACCCCAGCAAAUCCUCCUCCUACCACAAAAUUCGCUACUUCAGUAAUUUGUGCGGCGAGCUUCCUUACAUAUCCUGGAACUGGGGUUACUGCUAUUACCUCUAUGCUUAUGGCGAUCAGUCGACCACCCAGGGAGACUUGGCUCAAGAAACCCUGACCCUCACUGCAACCGAUGGCUCCACUCAGAGCUUUCCGAAUUUCGCCUUCGGCUGCGGACGACGCAAUCAGGGCACAUUUGUUGGCACCGAUGGCCUCGUGGGACUGGGACGUGGCGCCCUCUCGUUCCCGGAGCAGAUCGGGGCUCUGAUCAGAGCCAAAUUCUCCUACUGCCUCGUGGACGCGGUGAGCUCUGCCACCGAGUCGAGCCCGCUGAUUUUCGGAGACGAUGCCUCGGUGGUAGCCAAUGGCUUGAAUUUGCAGUACACUCCUCUGGUCCGCAAUCCUGCAGUGGACACCUUCUACUACGUGAAACUCAACGGGAUCGCAGUCAACAAUCAGCCACUGGCAGGCAUUGCGCCCGGCGCUUUCGCCCUCGACAUUUAUACGGGUAGAGGAGGCGUGAUUCUCGACUCCGGUACCACCAUCACUCAGCUCGUCGACUCUGCUUAUAUUCCGUUCGCCAGCACGCUGCAGUCGCUCAUCAAUUACCCUCAAAUCGAUGGCUCGCCGAUCGGGCUCGACCUCUGCUACAAUUUGUCCAGUGUCAGCAAUCCGACUUUCCCAUCCGUCACUCUCCAGUUCCAGGGCGUCGAUCUCACUCUCCCUGCUAACAACCUCUUCCUGCAAGUGGACGACCAGGGGACGAGCUGCUUGGCGUUUCUGGGCACCAGCGAUCUGACCAUCAUCGGAAACAUUCAGCAGCAGAACUUCUACAUUUCGUACGACGUUGCGAAUGAGCGCGUGGGAUUUGCUCCGGUUGACUCUUGUGCUAAUCUCAGCUCCGCUUCCUCUGCCACUGCCCCGACGGCAGCACCUGUCACUGCCGCCAAGGACGAGUUCUGAUAAGGAAGCUGCACGGCCUGCGCAGCUCCGGAGAUAAAAAAACGUGGCUCUUAUUGUCGACCACGGAUCUUUAAUCGGAGCAGAGGGAUAAGCUCUCGAGCAUGUACAGAACGUCACGUUCAUGAAAAGAUUGAUAAUCCGUAAGGUAGGUUCUAGUUGUAGAGAAACAUUCGCUCGCUCGCUCCUCUGCGUGUGUCCGACAAUGUCUUGACCAAAUUUCUGUUUGAAGAUAGUAGUAUCUGAUGCUAGAAGCUAGCUGGCCUCUGGAGCAUGAACGAGCGAUGCAAGUGUAAGAUAGAGGCCGUACGGGGACGUGGAAAGCCCUCUUUCCGCGAUUUCUCGCUGAGAACUUAUCACAGGACGAUAGAGUGAAACGAACUGAGAAUCUGCAAUAGCGACCUAAAAUAUGGAAAUCUCUCUUCUAGUAAAGCUGGAAAAUCAGCCAACUCGUAUGCGGCAUUCAUUUGAAUGGCUCGAAGAAUGAUCUGCCAC